AUCUACCCUAGGUUCUGCUCUGCUGGCAAGCUACAGCUAGCAGCUGCUGCUGCUGCUACCAAGACCGUCGACCAAGCUUCCACUAACCCAGACGCUGUUGCUGUUGCCACCAAGCCUCUUCUAGACCAAGACUGUUACUGCUACUACUACUAGUAGCUGUUGCUGUCGCUGCUAAGUCUCUAGACUAACUGUUGCUGAUCAUCGUUUCUCCAACUUGCAUUGCGUUGCGACUCGCCAGUAAUUCCCAGCAAUUGACCUGGACGUAGUUUUCAUACCCAUCACGUUCUGGCUAUUACGGUUUCACUUCGAUCCAUGGCUCAGCAGUUCCAGCAAUUUCCCGCUCAAUUGCUCGUCGAAGGUCCCUUAUCCCAGCGGCGAGGGUGGAGACUCGGAGUGUGCUUCGGUCGAGAUUCAUGGCGGGAAUCUCGCCUCACAGCGCUGUGUCUUCUCCUUCUCCUGGUUCUGCCGUCUGCAGCUAAGAGCAAUGUACGCAGCAGCAGCAACGUCAGUCUCGACCCUUCCAUUGGGCUGAGACACUCUGAUUUCUUGGGACAGCAGCACAGGGAGAUGAGACAGCUCCAGAGUUUGAGAAAGUCCAAGUGCAAUGUACGCAGACGCAGCAGCAGCAACGUCAGUCUCAACCCUUCCAUUGGCGUCAGACAAUCUGAUUCCUUGGGACAGCAGCACAGGCAGAUGAGACAGCUUCAAGACUCGAGAAGCCUCCAGAGUCUGAGACAACCCCAGGUUGUUGGGCCAACGCGCUUCAAGCCAAACAACAUCGCACCCACUGUGCCCGCGCUCGCUGCCAGCCAGUCACCAGUCAUCCCAUCCGACCUGGGCCCCGAGAUAGUCUCCCAAUGCGGGAAGGGUAUUUGCGUAAAGAACUCCAAUUGGUGUGGGGUAAUGCACAGCCCAAUCCGAGUGUACCUCGUGUGGUACAGCCGCUUCACUGAGUCCCAGAAGAAUGUUCUUCGAACGUUCAUCCGCUCCCUCAGCAGCACUGAAGGCACGGUGUCUGCCUGGUGGCGCACCAACACCCUUUACUAUGACUGCUCGGGCCGCUACGUGUCGAGUACUGUCAUUCUUGCCGGGGAGCACCACGUGCAGCGCCCAUACAAGCUGCUGUGGGGGCUUGGGUCGAUCAAGCGAGUGGUCAAAAAGAGGAUCAAGUCCAGGGCGUUUCCGCUGGAUGAGAAUGCGGUCUACUUUGUGAUGGGCGACAAGAGCGUGGCUCAGAGGGACAGCAGCGGAGCCAUGUGCAGCGCCUACUGCGGCUGGCAUGACUUUGUCAAGAUUCGCAAGAAGCUCAUCAAGGUUUCUUAUGUGGGCAGCCCGGACAAGUGCCCCAGCAGCUGUUGGCUGUCGGCCUUCGCAUUCAAUCCCAGCCCCAACAAGGACAGCAGCUUCGACUCCCUCGUCAGCACCUUCGCGCACGAGCUCGCAGAGGCCACCAGCGACCCCUACAUCAGCACCUGGUUCGACAGCCUGGGACGAGAAAAUGCCGACAUAUGUGCCUGGAGGACUGGAGAUCUGUCCUUCACGGCUGAUGGCGCAGCCUACAAUCUGGAAGGGGUGGACGGGUCCAAAUUUCUCGUCCAGCAGAAUUACGACCCGGUUCAACGAACCUGCGUCACCACCACUGCGUGAAACCUGCUGCUGUGUGAACCUGUUGCUGCGUGAUUGGAUUCGACGAACCUGGUGCUGCUGCUUGACUAGCUUCAAUGAACCUGGGCCUGCAUCACCCCCGCUGCUGCUGCGGCUUCUGCGUGACUAGGUUCAAUGACCCUGGGCCUGUGUCACCACCGCUGCUGUUUCGUGACCUGAUUCAACGAAUCUGAGCAUGCGUCACCACCUCUGCCUCCCCCCUCUCUCAAGCCCUAACUCGAAAGGUAUUGCUGGUUCUGGAAUCUUGAAGUGUUCAGCAUUCUUAGUCCGCCGCCCUCCAUGACACCCGAGAGGAGUCUGUGCCGUCAGCUGUGUGAGCAGUGGUGGUGGGGGCAGCAGCCGCAGCAGUACUGGCAGCAGCCGCAGCAGUACUGGCAGCAGCUGCAGCAGUACUGGCAGCAGCCGCAGCAGUAGUGGCAGCAGCUGCAGCAGCAGCACUGGCAGCAGCUGCAGCACUAGCACUGGCAGUAUCUGCAGCAGCGGCACUGGCAGAUCGGUAUCCCUGUGAAGGCAGUGGAGAGCAAGUGUGUGGCGCAGCAGCAGCAGCAGCAGUGAUGGUGGUGGGGGUGGCAGCAGCGACAGCAGCGGUGCUGGCGGUGGUGGGGGUGGCAGCAGGAACAACAUCGGUGUUGGCGGUGGUGGGGUUGGCAGCAGCAACAGCAGCGGUGCUGGCGGUGGUGGGGGUGGCAGCAGCAACAGCAGCGGUGCUGGCGGUGGUGGCGGUGGCAGCAGCAACAACAGCGGUGUUGGCGGUGGUGGGGGUGGCAGCAGCAACAGCAGCGGUGCUGGCGGUGGUGGGGGUGGCAGCAGCAACAGAAAGGCAGGAGUGAGGCAGAUGAAACAGCACGGGCGCGGGUUACAAGCAUAAGUAUGCUCUACAGGCACAUGCAUGCACUACAGGCACAUGCAUACACAUGUGCUUGCAAUGGGGGCCAGUGUAUUGUGAAAGAAGGCAGGUCGAGCUGCAGUGGUCUCCAUUAGCAUCACAGCAACAGAAAGGCAGGGGUGAGGCAGAUGAAACAGCAUGGGCACGUGUUACAGGCAGAUACAUGCGUAACAGGCAGAUACACUCGUAACAGGCAGAUACAUGUGUUACAGGCAGAUACAUACGUUACAGUCAGAUACAUGCUGUAAGGAAUUAGGAAUUCCUUACUGAGGCUUGCUACAGGGCGUACGACUCGAACAGUCCCGAACCAGCGAUAGGGUUCCAGACCUUUCAGUUCGAGCCUCCUGGGCCUUUUCGGACCUCGCUACGACACAUUGAGGCCCUUCGACACUUUUCCCGAACCUUCCGAUCCUACGUCAAGGAUCACCCUAGGCUUUCUAUAUAUUGUAUUGUCUUUCAUUUUAUUGUCAUUCACU
This is a messenger RNA of Closterium sp. NIES-67, 3027 nucleotides long. The record is from the annotation of a GenBank genome assembly. Lineage: Eukaryota; Viridiplantae; Streptophyta; Zygnematophyceae; Desmidiales; Closteriaceae.